GUCCCCGCCCCCUCCCGCCGCCGUGUCCCGCCGCCCCCUCCCGGCGCGGCCCCUCCUCGCCCGCCCCCCUCCGGGCUGGACCGCGGAUGGUACGUUCCGCACGUGAGCUGGGUGCUGGUCUGGCCGGCGACGCGCGUGCCCUGUGGCCAAACACUGCCCGGAGUGAGAGCAAAGUAGCCGCGCAGCGGGGCCGGGCGAGGGUGCGUGCGCGCGUGUGUGCGCGCGUGUGUGCGAGCGGGCGGGCGGGCGGCGCGGGGGGGCCCGCUGCUUCACACUUUCCACACCGCACUGAAGAGGGAGAGCGAGCGAGCGAGAGAGCGCCUGGAGACGCGCGGAUCCCCCCGAACCGAAGCCGAGGCCACGGACCGCUCGAACAUGGACGAAGGAAUUCCGCAUUUGCAAGAGAGACAGUUACUGGAACAUAGAGAUUUUAUAGGACUGGACUAUUCCUCUUUGUAUAUGUGCAAGCCCAAAAGGGGCAUGAAACGAGACGACACCAAGGAUACCUACAAAUUACCGCACAGAUUGAUAGAAAAGAAAAGAAGAGACCGAAUUAAUGAGUGCAUCGCUCAGCUGAAAGAUUUACUGCCUGAACAUCUGAAAUUGACAACCCUGGGGCAUCUGGAGAAAGCCGUAGUCUUGGAAUUAACUUUGAAACACUUGAAAGCUUUAACAGCCUUAACCGAACAGCAGCAUCAGAAAAUCCUCGCUUUGCAGAAUGGGGAGCGGUCUCUGAAGUCGCCCAUUCAGUCCGACCUGGACGCGUUCCACUCGGGAUUUCAAACCUGCGCCAAAGAAGUCUUGCAAUACCUCUCCCGCUUCGAGAGCUGGACCCCCAGGGAGCCGCGCUGCGUCCAGCUCAUCAACCACUUGCACGCCGUGGCCACCCAGUUCCUGCCCACCCCGCCGGCGUUGACUCAACAGGUCCCCCUGGGCAAAGGCGCCGGCGCGGCCGCGGCAGCCGGCCCCGCGGGCCACAAGCUGGAGCCGCCGGCGCACUGCGUGCCGGUCAUCCAGCGGACUCAGCCCAGCGCCGAGCUCGCCGCCGAGAACGACACGGACACCGACAGCGGCUACGGCGGCGAGGCCGAGGCCCGGCCGGACCGUGAGGCGGGCGCCGGCCGCGUCACCAUCAAGCAGGAGCCGCCGGGGGAGGACUCGCCGGCGCCCAAGAGGCUGAAGCUGGAUGCCCGCGGCGGCGGCGGCGGCGGCGGCGGCGCUGGCGUUGGCGGCGGCCCGGGGGGCGGCGCGGCGGCGGCGGCGGCCGCGCUCCUGGGCCCCGACCCGGCCGCGGCCGCGCUCCUCAGACCGGACGCCGCCCUGCUCAGCUCGCUCGUGGCGUUCGGCGGAGGCGGGGGAGCGCCCUUCGCGCAGCCGGCGGCCGCCGCGGCCCCCUUCUGCCUGCCCUUCUACUUCCUCUCGCCCUCGGCCGCCGCCGCCUACGUGCAGCCCUUCCUGGACAAGAGCGGCCUGGAGAAGUAUCUGUACCCGGCGGCGGCCGCCGCCGCGCCGUUCCCGCUGCUGUACCCCGGCAUCCCCGCCCCGGCCGCCGCCGCCGCCGCCGCCGCGGCCGCCGCGGCCGCCGCCGCCUUCCCCUGCCUGUCCUCGGUGCUGUCGCCGCCUCCGGAGAAGGCCGCCGCCGCGGCCGCCGCGACCCUCCUGCCGCACGAGGUGGCGCCCCCUGGGCCGCUGCACCCGCACGGCCGCGCGCACCUGCCGGUGGCCGGGAACCCCGGCAGCGGCGCUCAGGAAGAGCCCUCGCCGCCCGGCAAGGACGGCCCCUGAGCGCCCGCCCGCGGAGUCCCGCCGGUGCGAGGUCGCGGCAGCCCUGACGCCGUGAGGGAGGAGGUGUGCAGAGGCGCACGCCGGGCUGACAGUCAAGCAGGUGUUUUGUGUACAUUGGGAGUCGCGCGUUUGCUCGCCCCUCGCCGCCCCCGCCCCGCACACACUAACGCCCCCCCCCCAGCGCCCCAGCUCCCUCCCCCGCGGCCGGGGAGAGCGCCUCUGCGGCAGAGCGCACCCUGCUUUUUCUCGGGAGAAGCCCCCUCCCCGCCCCAGGAAGCGUCGCCUCCUCUCCAGCCUCGUCCCGGGGUCUCGCGCCGCGCGCGCGCCAGCGAACCCCGCUGCGCGGGUGCGCUCCCGGGACCGGGGGAGGGGAGCGGCGCGGACCCCUCCCACGCCCCCGAUCGGCGCCGACCGGGUGGGGAGGGGGCACGGCAGGGUCUCGGCAGGCUGCGCGCGCCUCGGAGCUGCUCCGCCUGGCUGGGGGGGUGGGGUGGGCAGGUGGAUUUUUGGGGAAUUGGUGUUCGCUCCAGUAUUUGGUAACGCUCGGCUUUUUGGGAAGGCAUGCGUGUUCGCAGAGCCGAGGGGAGUCCGCGGCUCUGGUUGCCACCUCGUCCUCGGUGGUCUCAGUCACGCGCCCCUGUUCAGGGAGGGACGCGCCGUGUGGGGCGUCUUCCGGAGUCGGGAAGCGGUCAGGGUCGCCCCUUGGUCCCUUUGCUAGCACUUUAUUGAGAAAUUGACCGUGGCUCAAUUGACUUAUCCUAAUUUCUUCGGAGUCCAUCCAUCUAUCUACAUAGAUGUGGCUACAUCUAUGUACGUAGAUUUAUAUGUGUAUAGAUAAAUAUAUGCAUAUAGAUUAUCUCAAGUGCAUCUAGCGUCACUGCCAUGAUUUCAUCCAUCAGUUCCUAAAUUUUUGUAAUCUUUACUGUAAAAAAAAAAAAAGUGCACUGAAUCUAAAAACAAAACAGAAAACAAGUCCAGACUGGUUUGUCCUGGAUUCUGCUAAGUGGCGAAGGUGGAAGAGAGCUUUUAGCCCGCGGGCUUUGGUGGGGAUGCUGUGAAGAUGUGGAAUGAAGCCCUCCGUGGCCUUCCUAUCUCCAAGUCUGUAUUUUCUGGAGACCAAACCAGAUACCAGAUAAUCACAAAGAAAGCUUUUUUAAUAAGGCUUAAACCAAGACCUUGUCUAGAUAUUUUUAGUUUGUUGCCAAGGUAGCACUGUGAGAAAUCUCACUUGAAUGUUAUGUAAGGGGUGAGACACAACAGUCUGACUGUGAGUGAAGAAGAUAUCUGGGUCUUUUAGUCAGUUUGGUGCAUUUGCUGCUGCUGUUGCUAAUGUUUGCCUCAAACGCUGUGUUUAAGCAACGUUAAACUCUUAGCCUACAAGGUGGCUCUUAUGUACAUAGUUGUUAAUACAUCCAAUUAAUGAUGUCUGACAUGCUAUUUUUGUAGGGAGAAAAUAUGUGCUAAUGAUAUUUUGAGUUAAAAUAUCUUUUGGGGAGGAUUUGCUGAAAAGUUGCACUUUUGUUACAAUGCUUAUGCUUGGUACAAGCUUACGCUGUCUUAAAUUAUUAAAAAAAAAUAAAUACUGUCUGCAAGAAACCAGCUGGUUUAGAAAAGUUUAGUAUGUGAAGAUAAACUAGAAAUUAUCUUUAUAUUCUAGUAUUUUCAGCACUCCAUAAGUUCUAUUACCUAAAUAUUGCCACACUAUUUUGUGAUUUAAAAAAUUCUUACUAAGGAAUAAAAACUUUAAUAUACGAUACGAGAUUGUCUAAUAAUUGAAAAGACAGAAUGGAUGCCCAGUUUUUCAGGUAUCUGUGGUAAUCGGGAUGAAAAGCAUCGAGGUUCUCAGAUAUUCGACCUUUUACCAUCACUGGCCUGAUGUCUACGUUUCCACUCUUGCAAACUUCCAGGCUCUGGCUGUGUCUACCUGCUUAUUUCCAAUGUAUCUCAAUGAAAAGUGCAAAAGAAAAUCCUGCCAAUCCCUUGUGUGGUUUGUUUACGCUGGACCCACUUUGCUGAUGUUCUCACGAUUGAUGGAUUUCUCGCUUUUUGUCUGUGACAUGGGUCUGUCUGCUGCGGUCUGCUGGUUCUCCUUCCUUGCUGUAGGAAAGCACUCCCACAGGGGCACUUACUAUCUGGGAGUAUUUUGGCUUCUGAACUAGUGUAAAAUAACUGUCAUGAGACUUUGCCAUGGAAUUCCAAGAUCAGAAAUAGUUCCUAGACUCUGCUCGGAUUUCGAAUCAGAUCUGUGGUUUGAUACAACCCGGGUGAUGGUUGAUCAAUGUUUAGUUUCAGGGCUGUUCUUUAUAAAUCUCUUAAUUUUCUGAAAGGUGCUUGAAUGGAGUCAAAAUCUGAGAUGUAGAAAAAGUGCUCCCUCUACUGACUUCUGGCAGUGGAGCUGCAAGUCACAGAAGGUGAAGCCGAGAGCAACCUCAGACCAGCAACUCCAAUGCCCUGAGUUUUAGAAACGAAGGGACACGAAGCCCAGGAUAGGAGGACCUUCCCAAGGCCGCAGUGGCUGCCCAGAGCCAACCUGGUGGUCUUCUAGGUCCCUCAGCCACUGAACUACUUCCUGCAGCAGCAACUUGGACCAAGUUGGCUGAAAUUGGGCUUCAUGAAUAAACCCACCCACAGGAGCAAAGAAAACAAACAAUUAACAUUAAGAAACUGGACCUUUUGAGCAUUCUCGAUUGAACUGAAAGAAAGUAGUCUGUCCAUCUAAACCAGAAAUUGGGAGAAAGGCAUUUUAAAUAUUUCUGAAGGACAUUUUAAAACCAUUAUUAUAAUUAUGUUAGUUUCAUAGCAAAAAAAAUCCAAAGAAAUCAGAGGAUAACAAAAUGUUUUUGCUUAUGUAUAAUUUUGCUAUAAUAAAAUUUAUAAAGUUAGGGUUGGGCCAGGUUUUAUAUAGCUCAGUUAUUUAAUUCAAAAGCCCAUAUAGUAACAUGAUUACAGGGUAAGGAUAAGACAGAAAGGCACAAUAAUUUUAUCUGUUGCAUCUGAAAAAUGUUAUUUUGGUCAUUGAUGUAUUUUAAGCAUUAAAAGAUAGUAGUAGUUAUUCGUUAA
Oryctolagus cuniculus (rabbit) is the source of this 4845-nucleotide messenger RNA. RefSeq names its product basic helix-loop-helix family member e41 (gene BHLHE41). Gene Ontology annotation, biological process: regulation of DNA-templated transcription. Gene Ontology annotation, molecular function: DNA binding; protein dimerization activity. NCBI's taxonomy places the organism in Eukaryota, Metazoa, Chordata, Mammalia, Lagomorpha, Leporidae. The record is from RefSeq and is a predicted model, not a curated record.